Messenger RNA from Neolamprologus brichardi, 1326 nucleotides. Its product is annotated as haloacid dehalogenase-like hydrolase domain-containing 5. Gene Ontology annotation, biological process: glycerophospholipid biosynthetic process. Gene Ontology annotation, cellular component: mitochondrion. The record is from RefSeq and is a predicted model, not a curated record. NCBI's taxonomy places the organism in Eukaryota, Metazoa, Chordata, Actinopteri, Cichliformes, Cichlidae.
AUGAGGGGACUCCUGCCGUUUUACCGGGGUUUGUACACCCUGAGUAACCGCCAAGCCAGUCGUAAAGCUGGGAUUGUCGGUUCUCGGUGCGGGCUUUGCGGAACUCAGUCUAAUAGCAAGCCACAGCCAAGGUUUGGGCUGUUGUUCGACAUUGAUGGCGUGCUUGUCAGAGGGAGGAUGCCAAUCCCUGCGGCAACAAAAGCAUUUGAGAAGUUGGUCGACUCUCAGGGACGGUUUGUGGUGCCAGUCGUUUUUGUCACAAAUGCAGGGAAUUGCCUCAGACAAACAAAAGCGGACCAGCUCUCUCACAUACUGGGAGUGCCUAUCACGCAAGACCAAGUUAUCAUGUCCCAUAGUCCCCUGAGGAUGUUUAAGAAGUUCCAUGACAAGUGUGUCUUGGUGUCAGGACAAGGACCUGUCCUGGAAAUUGCUAAAAAUGUGGGCUUUAAGAAUGUAAUCAGUAUUGAUAUGCUUAGAGAAUCGUACCCAUUGCUGGACAUGGUGGAUCACAACAGGAGACCAAAAUUGCCGUCCAAUCCUGUUGUCAACCUUCCUAAAAUUGAAGCUGUGGUUCUGUUCGGCGAGCCGAUCCGAUGGGAAACCAACCUGCAGCUGAUAGUUGACGUUCUGUUGACCAAUGGUAACCUCAGUAGUAGUCACCAAACCCAAAACACUCCUCACCUUCACCUGCUGGCCUGCAACAUGGACCUCAUGUGGAUGGCUGAGGCACAUUCCCCUCGGUUUGGCCACGGGACAUUUCUUGUGUGUCUAGAGAACAUCUACAAGAAGAUAACCGGCAAAGAUCUGAAGUAUGAGGCUCUUAUGGGAAAACCCAGUGAGCUGACUUACCAUUUUGCAGAGUAUCUCAUCAGAAGCCAGGCCAUGCAGAGGCAGUGGGAACUUCCUGUUACUUCCCUAUAUGCUAUAGGGGAUAACCUCAUGACUGACAUCUAUGGAGCCAAUCUGUACAACCGCUACCUGGAGGAGAGAGUUGCGAGAAAAAACCCCAAAGCUGUUGCUAAGAUGGUGUCUGCCACUGGGUCCACCACGGCGGUGCCCAGGGAGGAAGAGAUUGACAGCUUGUGGGAAAGCGAGCUCGCUCUGCCCUCUGCUACUUCCUGUAAGUCUGUCCUAGUCUGUACAGGGGUGUAUAACCCCAACGCAGAGGUGCCGUCUGAUGCAAAUCACUGCAUCAAGGAGACUGUGUUCCACGGGCACCGGGACUUCAUAUUUGACCCUGGUCUCGUGGAGCCAGGCCAUAUCGUGCAGGAUGUGGCAGAAGCUGUUGAUCUCAUCUUUGAGCAAGAAAAGUUUGUGCCUCAGUAG